GCCACAGCGGCCUCCGCGCGGACAAAAUGUCGGCGGGCGGCAGCGGCGGGGCCCGGCCGGCCGGGGACACGCCCGGGGUGCGGAGAGCGGCCCCCCCGCCGCCCGCGGGGCCCGGCGCGCUGAGCGGAGCCUGGCUGGCCAAGGAGGAGCAGUACAAGCGACUGAAUGCAGAAUUAGAAGCCAAAACAGAAAAACUGGUGCGUCAGGCUGAAGAGCUGAUGAAAGGCCAACAGAAGAUACUAUCUCGACCAGUUUCAGUACAGUCUAAGUCACCUGAAGAUGACAGACAGAGAGAUCCACUCUUCCACUCCAGUCCUGAAGCUUCAUCUCCUACACACUCACAUGCCAAGGUAGCAAGCAAGAAGAAAUGUGUUGCUGCACCCACAGAUCAGAACAGACAGUACUCUGGAAGUAAGGGAAAAAGAACAACUUCAAGUUCAAAAAUGAGAAACAUGGAAGUGCAAAGUGCUGAUGGUGUUGCAGUACUGGAAGAUUGCAUAGGUUUUUCUUUAACAAAAGCAAUAAGCAAAGUUGAAGAAAAACUAAAGAAAGGAGUCUUACCAGAUUGUCCAGAUGAUGAUAUUAUUCCAAGUGUUGGAAACGAAAUGGGAGCAGAAGCUCAAAUCAGAUUUCUGAAGGCAAAGUUACGUGUUACACAGGAAGACCUGGCAAGUGUAGUGUUUGAAUGCAAGAAGAAGGAUGAUCAAAAUCAGAAUUUAGAAACUCGGCUUAAAGAUACUGAAGAGGAAAACACGAGACUGCAGCGAACAAUCAGCGUGCAGCAGAGUCAGACUGAGAAGUACAAAAUGUUGUCACAGGAAGCAAACAAAAAAAGUGAAGGGUUACAACAAGAAGUCAUUGCACUAGAAAAGGAACUGGAGAACCUAAAGCGGGUACAAAAGCAGGCCACAGCCAGUCAGAGUGCCACAGAGGUUCGACUGAACAGGGCCCUGGAGGAGGUGGAAAGGUAUAAAGUGGAGCUGAACAAACUGAAGCAAAGCAACAAGGAUGUAGCUAACCAAGAACUCAAAACAAUUGAAGAAUUAAAAACAGAAAACAAGAAACUGCAGAAACAAAAAGGAGAGCUAAUUACAGGCUUUAAAAAGCAGUUAAAGUUAAUUGAUAUUUUGAAGAGACAAAAGAUGCACAUUGAAGCUACCAAGAUGCUUUCUUUUACUGAAGAGGAAUUCAUGAAAGCUCUUGAGUGGGGAAAUUAUUGAUUCCAUUAAAAAACAGCUUCUGUUUGAAAGACAACUCAGAUGGUACAUUAUUUUGGGACUGUAUAUGAAUCCUUGUUAAUAGUCAAUAACUGUAUAUCCCAGCAAAUUGAUUUUGUUGAUUUUGCUUAUGUUUAAAUUGUUUAACUUUUGUAAGCCUGACAGCUUGGGUUGUAAUGUUGUAUGAAAUACAAAUUUCUACUGCAGUGUCAGGCCAAACUGUCCAUUCUGUAACUAGCAGAGAAGCACAGACCGUGCAAGGAAUAGUCCAACAAGUGAACUUUGUUAAUCAGUUUGCUCUGUUUUAGCAUUUAAAACAAUACCUUAUCUAUGGUAAUAUUCAGUCCAAAGAAGGCAGGAUUUAGUCUCAGAAAAUUCCUUGUUGCAACAGAAAUAAAUUAACCAGUGAUCCAGUUGAGAAGAAAAUGUCACGUCCUUUUUAAAACACGUGGUUGGAAAAUUGGCCUUGUCUGUUCUCUGUAACAGAUCUCCCCUCAAAGCUGGUUGGUCUGGCAUCUAAUUUAAGCACCAACAGCUCUUUUAUAGAAAUGAUCAUAACUUGUUUUAGUCAUUACAUCUUCCCCCCUGGCUGGCAUAACCACACAUGAGACUUGCCCCUCACUGCCCAGACAGACUCCUUUAGUCAAGGUGAAAAUAUUAAACCUUUCCCUGGCCAUCAGCUGCUGCUUGGGGAUAAGUCAGGAGCUGUGACUAUUCACAGGUGCUCUACAAGCACCAGUCAUCACUGUAAUCAAGAACUAGGUAAAAGAUUAAGGGUAGAUGAGCUGAGCAUACCAUGUGUACACUAAUGAACAGGAGCAAUACAGGCCUGUGCUGCUUCCAUGAACCUCUGUGAGACCUCAGUGAUUCCAAUGGAUUCCUCCCUCAGGGGAGGUGAAUAGGAACAUGGCACAAAAAGUCAGUUUAUGCACUGAAAGGUACAAACAGUGGUUCUGACCUCAGAAUGGAACAAUGUCUCUGCCUUAGAUCUACCAGCAAAGUAUCUCAGAUCUACCACUUUGAGGAGGAUUAGGAUCAUAGUGUAGUGCCAGUACAGCCAAAUCUUCCCAUUCCCCCCAGAACUAGUGCAUGAAGAGAAUCCUGUAGUCCAUAUUGGAAUACAUGUGUGCAUUUACACCAGCUUGGUUUCUGCUGUGCUGCUGGAGAAAACAUUUCUAACAUUGCUACACCACUGAGAACUGAGAACUCAGAACAGUUUAUUGAUGAAAAAUGUGCAGCACACAUCUAUAUAAAACUAACUGCUCAUCAGCUGAGAACUUUGGUCUUAAAAUGGAGACUUUUAAUGGUGUUAAAAAGGAGUUCCUCACUGUUAACAGCAAAUGGAAGUUUUCAUUGGGAAUCAGCUGACACCUAGUGGCAAAGCAGGAGCUGAGCUGGGGAAAGGUUCAGCUCUCUUCUGAUAAUUCAUUACCUCUUCUCUGCUGGUAAGCCAACCUAAAAUCUUCUCCAAGCAUGUUAAUGUCAUUUUCAUCUUUGAGUAUCCCCUGCAGUAAUGGGAAAGAAACACACAUCAGAAGGGAAAACAAAGUAGAGAGAUUUCUAUGGAUCUCUGCAAUUUUCCAUCAAGAGAAUGGAUAGUUUGUAUCCGUAAUACCGUUGUUACCUUUAAAACAAACCUGAAACUCAAGCCUGAAAGGCAUCACAAAACUUGAACAGAUAAGUUACAAAGUGGUGUAGCUGGUGCCAACCUAAAGCCACUCCUUUUGUUCUGCACGCACAAGCACUACCAGAAGACAACACUGAGCUGCAUUCUCUUUCUCACAGAAGUGGUAACACCCAGCACAGCAGGUGCAGCUUUAGUAAAAAUUAAGAAACUGCAGUGAAAAGAGGCCCUGGCUGGGCUGGGGCUCUGUCUUCCCCUUUAGCUGUGUUGAAUUAGCUCCUACAAAGGAAUAACUUGGUAAAUAAACUGAUACUGGACAACUUAAUCAAAAACUAUUUUUUUGGGGAAGGGAGCAGGGGAACCCAGAAAUCUAAAUUUACAAUUAAUUCUAAAUUAAUUUUACAGCUAAAAAUAUGCAUGACCCACAGAGCAUACCUUGCAGCAUUUAGAAAAGAAAAAAAAUACAAACUGCAUUUAUAUUGGAAAGUUUCAAAUUUGGUAGCACUUUGCUGUUGAACCAUUUUGAGUGAAGUAACGUGAUGUAGGAGCACCCGAGUCAGACACAGUAAACAAAGCAGGACAUCAUUCGUGGCACACGGGUGAGCCCUGAACACUGACACUGCCAAGGCUUCCUACAACAGCAAAUUCAAACCAGAAAAGUAUAUUCAAAAUGUUUCCAAUAUGAGUUAUCCUUUAAUCUACAUUAAAGAACAACUCACUCCAGAUGUUACAAAUUCCUGCACCAAUUAUCAUAUUAAUGUUUGAAUAAAAAUUAUACUCUGUUCUAUUUA
Pipra filicauda (Wire-tailed manakin) is the source of this 3632-nucleotide messenger RNA. RefSeq names its product testis expressed 9 (gene TEX9). Bases 27 to 1220 code for a protein of 397 amino acids. The record is from RefSeq and is a predicted model, not a curated record. The transcript is spliced from 12 exons. Lineage: Eukaryota; Metazoa; Chordata; Aves; Passeriformes; Pipridae.